Propithecus coquereli (Coquerel's sifaka) is the source of this 2033-nucleotide messenger RNA. It is a transcript of the gene XIAP, whose product is annotated as X-linked inhibitor of apoptosis, E3 ubiquitin protein ligase. NCBI's taxonomy places the organism in Eukaryota, Metazoa, Chordata, Mammalia, Primates, Indriidae. Bases 69 to 1562 code for a protein of 497 amino acids. The record is from RefSeq and is a predicted model, not a curated record. Gene Ontology annotation, cellular component: cytoplasm; nucleus. The transcript has 7 exons.
CGCAGGACUGCCUCCCUAAAUCCCGUGACACCUAAGAAAAGGUGGACAAGUCCUAUUUUCAAGAGAAGAUGACCUUUAACACUUUUGAAGGAUCUAAAACUUGUAUACCUGCAGACAUCAAUAAGGAUGAAGAAUUUGUAGAAGAGUUUAAUAGAUUAAAAACUUUUGCUAAUUUUCCAAGUAGUAGUCCUGUUUCAGCCUCAACACUGGCACGAGCAGGUUUUCUUUAUACUGGUGAAGGAGAUACCGUGCGGUGCUUUAGUUGUCAUGCAGCAGUAGAUAGAUGGCAAUAUGGAGACUCAGCAGUUGGAAGACACAGGAAAGUAUCCCCAAAUUGCAGAUUUAUCAACGGCUUUUAUUUUGAAAAUAGUGCCAUGCAACCUACAAAUCCUGGUGUCCAGAAUGGUCAGUACAAAGUUGAAAACUAUCUGGGAAACAGAAAUCAUUUUGCUUUAGACAGGCCAUCUGAAACUCAUGCAGACUAUCUUCUGAGAACUGGACAGGUUGUAGAUAUAUCAGACACCAUUUACCCAAGGAACCCUGCUAUGUGUAGUGAAGAAGCUAGAUUAAAGUCAUUUCAGAAUUGGCCAGACUAUGCCCACUUAACCCCAAGAGAGUUAGCUAGUGCUGGACUUUACUACACAGGUAUUGAUGAUCAAGUGCAGUGCUUUUGUUGUGGUGGAAAACUGAAAAAUUGGGAACCUUGUGAUCGUGCCUGGUCAGAACACAGGCGACACUUUCCUAAUUGCUUCUUUGUUUUGGGCCGGAACAUUAAUAUUCGAAGUGAAUCUGAUGUUGUGAGUUCUGAUAGGAAUUUCCCAAAUUCAACAAAUCUUCCAAGAAAUCCAUCCAUGGCAGAUUAUGAAGCACGGAUCAUUACUUUUGGGACGUGGAUAUACUCAGUUAACAAGGAGCAGCUUGCAAGAGCUGGAUUUUAUGCUUUAGGUGAAGGUGAUAAAGUAAAGUGCUUUCACUGUGGAGGAGGGCUAACUGAUUGGAAGCCCAGUGAAGACCCUUGGGAACAACAUGCUAAGUGGUAUCCAGGGUGUAAAUAUCUGUUAGAAGAGAAAGGACAAGAAUAUAUAAACAAUAUUCAUUUAACCCAUUCACUUGAGGAAUCUCUGGUAACAACUGCUGAAAAAACACCGUCACUAACUAAAAGAAUUGAUGAUACCAUCUUUCAAAAUCCUAUGGUACAAGAAGCUAUACGAAUGGGAUUCAGUUUCAAGGACAUUAAGAAAAUAAUAGAAGAAAAAAUUCAGACAUCUGGGAGCAACUAUAAAUCAUUUGAGGUUCUGAUUGCAGAUCUAGUGAGUGCUCAGAAAGACAGUACACAAGAUGAAUCAAGUCAGACUUCAUUUCAGAAAGAGAUUAGCACUGAAGAGCAGCUAAGGCGCCUGCAAGAGGAGAAGCUUUGCAAAAUCUGUAUGGAUAGAAAUAUUGCUGUGGUUUUUAUUCCUUGUGGACAUCUGGUCACUUGUAAACAAUGUGCUGAAGCAGUUGACAAAUGUCCCAUGUGCUACACAAUCAUUACUUUCAAGCAAAAAAUUUUUAUGUCUUGAUCUAACUCCACAGUAGGCAUGUUAUGUUCUUCUUAUUAUCCUGAUUGAAUGUGUGAUGUGAACUGACUUUAAGUAAUCAGCAUUGAAUUCCAUUAGCAUUUGCUGCCAAGUAGAAAAAAAUGUAAACGGCAGUGUCUUAGUUGGCAAUCUAAACUUUGAAUUUCUGGAUUUUCAGGGUAUUAGCUGUAUUAUUUAUCCAAUUUCUUUUACUGUUAAUUUAAUUGAAACCCUAGACUAAGAAACAUCAUAUUAUAACUCAUCACAAUGUGUAUUUGUAGCAUACCGACUUAGUUUCUAAGUGUAACUGAAUUAAUCAUCUGAAUUUUUCGUUCUUUUCAGAUAGGCUUAACAAAUGGAGCAUUCUGUAGAAACGUGGAGAUUAGAGUUAAUCUCCCCAAUCACAUAAUUUGUUAUGCGUGAAAAAGGAAUGAACUGUUCCACACUGGUGGAAAGAUAGAGAUUAUUUUUAGA